Messenger RNA from Laetiporus sulphureus 93-53, 321 nucleotides. RefSeq lists its product as uncharacterized. The record is from RefSeq and is a predicted model, not a curated record. The transcript is spliced from 2 exons. NCBI's taxonomy places the organism in Eukaryota, Fungi, Basidiomycota, Agaricomycetes, Polyporales, Laetiporaceae. Bases 1 to 321 code for a protein of 106 amino acids.
AUGUCUCACACCACACAGGCUCAGCUUGAUUCUCUGGCCAUCACCUGUGCCAUCUGGCUCUGUUGCUACCUCCUCUUGCUUGAGGUGCUGGCAUUCAAGCACGCCCAUAUCCCGUCCGGGUCGCAUCCUGCUGUGGUUGAGUGGUAUCACUGGCGCACUGCCGUUCAGUCACUUUUGCACUGGGCAGCUUCUGCUCAUUUGGACCUUGUGGCGUCCGGUUUGCAUGUCCACUCGAUUGACUCCUACCUGUUGAUACACACCGAGAUAUUCUGCAAUCGGAAAAUGCCGGAAACUGUGUCCGACUGUUGCACAAUCAGAUAG